AGGUGUAGUGCGUCCGGCUUUUCUUGAAUUAGUUUAUUGUUUGAAUAAUUAAAUUUAAAUUCGCGAAACUAAACUUAGGUAUAUAUAUUACAGUUUUAUACGUGAUGCGGCCAGUCUAUGGUCGAUCUUAAUAUAUAAGGAAAACAAAAGUUUAUUUUUAUGAUUAAUAGUGAAUUUAUUAUUUUUAUUGACUAUUUUGAAAAAUGUUGUGGUUUCUUUUAGUUUUAUUAUUUAUUUUAUGUUUUUUCGAAAGACUUUUAAGUUCUAAGACAUUUGAAUCUAUACCAGGUCCGAAAGGGCUAUAUUUAUUACAUAAUGCACUGGAUUUUACGAUGGCUCCUGCCAAGCUAUUUUAUCAUUUCAGAGGCUUAUCAAACACAUAUAAGCGUUUAUAUAAAUUACGCUUGGGCCCUGUCAAAGUGAUUAUAGUCCACCAUCCAGAGGAUGUAGAGGCGGUUAUACAGGGAACAAAAUAUAAUUCGAAAGGUUACUUAUACAGCUUUAUAGAGCCUUGGUUAAAAGAUGGCCUACUGCUUAGCAAAGGUAAAAAGUGGCAUAUACGAAGGAAAAUGAUGACGCCUGCAUUUCAUUUUAACAUUUUGAAUAACUUCAAACCAGUCAUAGAAAGGAAUGCUGAAAGUCUAUUAAAAGACAUUCAAAAUGAAAUCAGUAAGCCCGAAACGGAUAUCUCGCCUCUAAUUAAUAAUUUUGCUCUAAACUCUAUAUGUGAAACAGCCAUGGGUACCGCUUUAGAUAAAGAAAGCAAUAGCUUCUCAAAAAAAUACAAAGAGAGCAUUUACAAGUUAGGCCAAUAUGCCGUAUACAGAGCACAGAGAAUAUGGAUGUAUCCAGAUUUUAUAUUUAAUUUAACUCGCAUUGGUCGAAAACAAAAGGAAAUAUUAAAAAUUCUAACAUCAUUUCGGAGAAAAGUUGUCGAAAAAAGAAGAGAAUAUGGUAUUAAACUUCAAAUAGAACAGGAUCAAAUAUUAGAUGAUGAUAGUUAUAAUGUUGAAGGUGGAAAGAGGAGAAUGGUAUUAUUAGAUAUACUUUUACAAGCAGAAAAGGAUGGUUUCAUUGAUGACAAAGGUGUUGGUGAAGAGGUCGACACAUUUAUGUUUGGGGGCCAUGAUACAACUUCAAUUGCUUUGAAAUUUACACUGAUGUUACUUGCUAAUCAUCAAGAAGCCCAGGACAAAAUCAUAGAAGAAUACAAAUCAAUAUUAAAUUCGAUGAGUUGUCCUGUAACGAUAGGGGACUUAUCACAAAUGAAAUAUUUGGAAUGCUGUAUAAAAGAGAGUCUACGAUUAUACCCGCCCCUUCCAACAAUCACGAGAAAUAUUGACCAAACAUUGAAAUUAGGUAAUUACGAGGUGCCGUCUGGAACGGAGUGCGUUAUUCUUAUUUACGACCUGCACCGGCGGACUGAUCAAUUCGAUGAACCCCUGGAAUUCAGACCUGAAAGAUUUCAAAAGGAACCCACUUGGCACCCCUAUGCUUACAUACCAUUUAGUGCUGGACCAAGAAAUUGUAUAGGGCAGAAAUUUGCUAUGAUGGAAUUAAAGUUGGCGCUACUCUCCAUACUCCGUCGCUUCCGAAUUCUACCAGUGACAACCCCACGUGAUAUUAUUUUAAUUACGGAUUAUGUACUGCGAGUUAAACAACCAAUUUAUGUUAAAUUCGAAGAAAGAUUCCCUGAAAAUGUUCAAUAAAUAUAGCUCAUCAA
This is a messenger RNA of Colias croceus (clouded yellow), 1723 nucleotides long. RefSeq names its product cytochrome P450 4C1-like. Gene Ontology annotation, molecular function: heme binding; iron ion binding; oxidoreductase activity, acting on paired donors, with incorporation or reduction of molecular oxygen. The transcript has 9 exons. The record is from RefSeq and is a predicted model, not a curated record. The coding region runs from base 204 to 1709 and encodes 501 amino acids. Lineage: Eukaryota; Metazoa; Arthropoda; Insecta; Lepidoptera; Pieridae.